UUGUUCUUCCUUCCUCUUCUUCUUCCUCUUGCAGUACAGAACACAGAGAUCUGUCUACGGUUUUGCUCAGUCCUUCAUACUAAGGGCGUUUCUCUUCUUUCUUGUGGUCUCUCUUUAUGCUGUUGCUUGGACGGAGAUCAAAACAUGGACUUGGUCUUGUAUGAAAGUAUCAAAGGACGGAGCAUUCUGUCUCCAGUUCCCCUUCAAUUAGCUUUCCUACCACCACCGCCACCUCCUCCUAUUGUUAACUUCGAGAACAAGAUUACUCCUAGUAUCCUUCUCAUAAUUGUCAUUUUAGCAGUCAUCUUCUUCGUAUCUGGUCUUCUCCACCUGCUCGUGAGAUACCUCCUCAAGCCUAACGACAGGGAACCGGAUGCUAUAAGCAAUGUCACAGUCUUCCAAGGCCAACUCCAGCAGCUCUUCCAUCUCCACGACGCAGGGGUGGAUCAGUCCUUCAUAGACUCUCUUCCUGUCUUCAACUACAAAUCCAUUAUAGGCCUCAAAGAUCCCUUCGAUUGCGCCGUGUGCCUCUGCGAAUUCGAGGCUGAUGACAAGCUCAGGCUACUCCCCAAGUGCAGCCAUGCUUUCCACUUGGAAUGCAUCGAUACUUGGCUGCUGUCCCACUCCACUUGUCCUCUUUGUCGAAGGUGCCUCCUCCUUGACUUCUCCCCUAACGACAGUCGCCGUCCUGUAGUCCUCGUUCUCGAGUCUAGCAGUGAGAGUUCCAGAGAGAUUGCAUCUGAUAGGGGAGACCAUGGGCCAAGUCCUAACAUUGGUCUCCCUGGAGAUGAUGAUGGCUUACGGUCUUUGAUCAACGAUACAUCACAGAAGCCGGAGGAAAUCGCAGCAGAGGAGGAGGUCGGGUUGGGGAUCUCAGUUGCAGAGGUUGCAGAAGCAAAAGUAGUGCCUGUCAAGCUCGGAAAAUUCAGGAGGUUGGAUAUCGGCGGAGGUCAAUGUCAAGGCACUACCAGCGGCAAUAGUGGUUUGGAUCAAAGGAGGUGUUUCUCCAUGGGUUCCCACGAGUAUGUGAUGGAUGACAGAUCUUUGCUUCGAGUUGCUAUAAGGCCAACCAAGAAGAAGCCAGCUCUCAAGAAGUCCAUCCACCGGGUUGCGAUGUCAGAAUGCGAUUGCCACUCGAAAAGAGAUGGAUUCAGCGGGUUUGAUGCAUCAAGAAGAAUGGAGCUCGGAGGUGAUGAUGGUAAUGCAAGCAUGAGUGCCAAUCUCCACAAGAAGGAAAGUUUCUCGGUCUCAAAGAUCUGGCUACGAUCAAGAACGGACGAGCCGAUUGCUGAGGACGCAUCAAGGCGGGCUUUCUCUUUCCGGUCGCCACUUGGCAUGGCAGACAGAGAUGAACGGAAACUGAAGAAGAGUGUCAGCACAGUCACAGCACCAUCGGAGUUCCAAAGCCGGAGUGAGCUGGAUCUGGAGAUGGAUGCUGGGAGCUGCAACAACAGUGUAAUAUCAAGGGCGGAUGAAACACCUUCAUUCGCAAGAAGAACUUUGCUCUGGAUCGUAGGGAGACAGAACAGGAUAGGAGACCAUCUCUGAUGUCCAUCUUUAGCCAAUUGCUUGUUCCUCGGAUUGCUACAAUUUCUCAAGUGAUCAAAGAAGAAGAAGAAGAAGCUAAAGAUAGACCAUUUCUAUAUGGUUUUUGUGAUUAUUCCUGUUGGAAUUUAUUUAGAGAUUCAUCAAUGU
This is a messenger RNA of Musa acuminata AAA Group (dessert banana), 1695 nucleotides long. RefSeq names its product RING-H2 finger protein ATL13-like. Lineage: Eukaryota; Viridiplantae; Streptophyta; Magnoliopsida; Zingiberales; Musaceae. The coding region runs from base 145 to 1548 and encodes 467 amino acids. The record is from RefSeq and is a predicted model, not a curated record. The transcript has a single exon.